AUGCCGGAACAUCCGUCUGCAGACUCAUCAGCCACCGACAACACCGUAACCGUCAAGCGUUAUGCGCCUCCCAAUCAGCGGAAUCGUUCACUCGGCAGGCGAAAAUCUGGAGGAGAUCGACUUGAAAGAGCUAGCAGCUAUGCUAGUGAUGGAGAGAAGAACCAAAUGAGUGCAGCUAAGUCUGUAUCUGAUGCUGGUGUCAAUCGAGUGAAUGAGUAUCCUCCAACAAAGUUAAUACCGCUACAAGGAUGUUGUACAAGCGAAGCUUUUCAGCUACUGAAUGACCGCUGGGCGGCUGCUCUGAAUGCUCACAAUAAUUUAUCAGAAGAUUCUCGUGGUAACAUCAUAUAUUCUUUUGGAUGGUAUGUUGAACAGUUCUAA
Molecule: messenger RNA, 381 nt
Organism: Solanum tuberosum (potato)
Lineage: Eukaryota; Viridiplantae; Streptophyta; Magnoliopsida; Solanales; Solanaceae
Exons: 5
Coding region: 1-381 (126 amino acids)
Source: RefSeq, a predicted model, not a curated record